Lathyrus oleraceus (garden pea) is the source of this 611-nucleotide messenger RNA. RefSeq names its product protein RSI-1. NCBI's taxonomy places the organism in Eukaryota, Viridiplantae, Streptophyta, Magnoliopsida, Fabales, Fabaceae. The transcript is spliced from 3 exons. The record is from RefSeq and is a predicted model, not a curated record. The coding region runs from base 52 to 345 and encodes 97 amino acids.
ACCUAAGUGAAACACAACACAACUAAAACUUUUCUAUUCAUUUUCACAACAAUGGCACAACGUUGCUAUAGCUCCUCCAUCUUGGUUCUCAUCUCUUUGCUUCUUUUGCUUACAUUCUCUAAUGUAGCUGAGGCUUAUGGACGAGCAAAACUUCGUCCUUCAGAUUGUAAACCAAGGUGUAGUUAUCGUUGUUCUGCAACUUCACACAAGAAGCCAUGCAUGUUUUUCUGCCAAAAAUGUUGUGCUGCAUGUUUAUGUGUUCCACCGGGUGUAUAUGGAAACAAGCAAGUUUGUCCUUGUUACAACAGCUGGAAGACAAAGGAAGGAAGACCAAAAUGCCCUUAAGAUAUAUUAAGAAAUGUAAUAUUUAUAAUUUGGAAAUGCUAAUUGAUUUCAUACUAUAGUGUAUGAAAGGUGGGUGAUUUUACUUUUCAAUGACACUCACCAUGUAUGAUCUUGUCCUUUUAACCAUAAUAUGAAGGUUGGAAGGCUUAUUAAAUUUUGGCAUUAUGUUUUUCAAUGUUGUUUUCUUAUACUCUACAAUAAAAGCAAUGCUUUGUUGCUCUUUGUAGUACUAUAAUAAUAAUAAUAUAAUUAGUUGAAUUUGUGUA